Calliphora vicina (urban bluebottle blowfly) is the source of this 977-nucleotide messenger RNA. RefSeq lists its product as uncharacterized. NCBI's taxonomy places the organism in Eukaryota, Metazoa, Arthropoda, Insecta, Diptera, Calliphoridae. The record is from RefSeq and is a predicted model, not a curated record. The coding region runs from base 265 to 870 and encodes 201 amino acids. The transcript is spliced from 3 exons.
GCAGAACAAACACAAACCAUUCUCAAAGUAUUGGAAAAUAAACUGUAGUUUUAUGGACUUUCAAGUUCAAGAAACUUUAAUGGAUUGAUUUUAGAAGCUGUCUGGCUGGUUCGUUAGUUCGUUGAUUGGAUAUGUAUGACUGCAUGUGUACUACCGCUGGUAGGUGGCUGGCUGACUAUUAUUAUGUGAAAAAUUUAGUGUGUCUUUGAGGCUCGUUAAGUGAAGAUCAAUUUUAGUUAUUUGUAAAUAUUUCAUCGAUUGAAAAUGAGAUUUUUAAUUGCCCUAUCAAUAUUCAUAGCAAUUAAUUUAAGCGAAGCGGAUUUAAAUGUUGUCAAUCAGGAAAAUAUUCAGCAAAAUACACAAUUGCCAUCCAAUGGCGUAGCCGUAGAUGAAGUUGUAGUCGAGUCUUCUUUGUAUAUUAAGCCCAAACAACAACGCCCUCAAUUGCGCAGAGUACGUAGAUCCAUUUUAAGCGAUUUCAAUAAUCUUAAAUCGUUGGUUGAACAUAGACGUGUAAAACGCCAAUUUAAUCAAUAUGGUCAAUCACAAGCUGCUGCUAAUGCUGCGGCCCAACAGAACUACAAUAAUCUUUAUGGCUUCGGCAACUCUGCUGCCAACGCUCAAUCUCAGGCCUUCAAUGCUCAAGGACCUUCAGGCGAUUUUGGUGCAUCGGCUGCCGGUUCCCUUACUCAAGCCUUGAAUGGAAAUCGUUAUGGUGUUCAAAAUUCUGCGGGUGCUUCACAUGGUUUAACAUUUAAUUUGCCCAAUGGUCAGUCGGUGAAUUUCGCUUCCACAAAUAGUUUUGCAAAUGGCCCAGGGGGAAAUAAUGCCAACAGUCGUGGUAGUUCUGUUUCCGUUAAUCGAAUUUAAUUAUAUUCAGUUUUAAACUGUGCUUAACUUGGUACUUAAAGAAUUUUUAUAAAAAAAAUUAUGUAUUUCAGUUCAUAACUGUUUUAAUAAAUAAAAAUAAAAAAUGA